AUGUUCGAGGACGACCCGGUCAUAGUGGAGCGCAUGGUGCGUUACUUCCGCAACCACGAGCACUCUGAGUCUACCCCAACUACCGCUCAAACUCCAGGAACCCAAGCCAUGGGCAACGCACGCUUCUAUGUUCUUGCCGACAGAUACAUCGCUGUGGGCAUGAAAGACUCCGCACAAGCCAAUCUCGAGGACUGCGUCUCAGAACGAUCGCCCCUCCUCCAAAUUCCUCGAGCAGUCCUCCAGGGGAUAACGGAUCUGGCGGAGGAAUGCCGGAGAAUGUCAACACUGGAUUGGGACCCUCCUGCUUUUGGCACGAAAGAGAAGUGUAAAGUUAUGAAGAACACGCGGCCACGCUCUGGGAUGGCUUCGAGCAGUAUGCUAGAGCGGACUAUAUCCCUUCAAGUGUUGCGAGUCAGGGAUAAGGGGAGCUCAAACGGUGUGGGUCAAGGGUCAAAAUGCGUUAUUGACAGAUGA
Letharia lupina is the source of this 474-nucleotide messenger RNA. RefSeq lists its product as uncharacterized. Lineage: Eukaryota; Fungi; Ascomycota; Lecanoromycetes; Lecanorales; Parmeliaceae. The coding region runs from base 1 to 474 and encodes 157 amino acids. The record is from RefSeq and is a predicted model, not a curated record. The transcript is spliced from 2 exons.